AUGCCAAAUGAGCCAAAAAAGCUCUUAGAGAAUCUUUGUGACGGCCUUCAGACUUUCCUCGGCUUCGACUCUGCUUCCAAAGGCUACGAUGGCAGUGGUAUUGUGUACUCUGACCUAGAUAGGCUGUGUGACGGGGUGAUGGGAUUUUUGAGUGGUGUGCUUGGUGCGGUGAAAGAUGAUGAUGCGGUUAAAACGUAUGAUAAAGAUACCACAAAAAACAUUAAUACAGUUAUUAAGACUUUGAAUGAUAAUAUUGGCUCCGGGCGUGCUGGGCUUGUGGAGUCUGUCGCGGAGGUGAAGGGGUGGUUGGAGGGGUAUGAAUUAGAAUACAGCAAAAAAGCAAGCAACGUCACAGAGUUUUUAGGUGAGUUGAAAAGCAACAUAGCAGGUAAAUAUACAUCUCAAAUUCGUGCAGGUGAGAAAUUGACUAGACAGCUGGAGGAGUGGAGGCGCAUCGUGGAGAACAUCCAGAGUGACAUAAAAACUAUUGAAACUAAUUAUGUAAUUUAUUUAGACGAUGAAUUGAGAUGUAAAAUACGUAGUGAAAUAAUAUUAGUUAAAAAAUCCGUAGAGGUUUUACGUGAUUCAGCUUGCAACAUUAGUGUCAACGAACAGGCCAAGCACGUAGAUACGCAUUUAGAUGAGCAAAAACGAAAUCUGGAAAAAGCAGUCACAGAUGGGAGUGAAAACGUUAAACGCACUUUACAAAUAAAUUUUACAAAAAUACUCGACGCAAUGUAUGACUUACGUGAACAAAGAAAACACCACUUUGAAAAGUGCUAUGAGAGGUUAAGGGAGGCGAAUAAACACUUGAAAAGUCGUUUAGACAAAUAUAGCGGCACUACUCGAGAUGAGAUAUUUAGGUUAUUUGAUGAGAUAAUAAAAGAAGUAAAGAAGAUUUACGGUGAUAUGAACUACAAAAAAGGGGAACUGGAAAUGUUAGUCGAGGGGGCUGAGAAGACGCUGUCUGAAUUAUCUAAGAAUUUUGAGAAAGAUGUGAAAGCGGGUGUGAAGCAGGAUUUGACGGCAUUGAAUGGUAACGUAAAUGCACUAAAAAAUGGUAUGAGAUCAAUUUCCAACGGUCAUGAGAUUGUAGGAAAGGCGUUGACUCAGCUUAGUGCGUCUAAGCAACAGCUGCUGAGAACGACAGAUCCAAUUACGCAGAAUUCAGAAGCACUGGUAGGUAAGUAUAAUGAAGACUUGAAGAAAAAAUUCUACACCUUUGCGGAGGCACUAAAGGCGGCGAAAUUGGAUACUUUUCAAACAGAAUUGCAGGCUGAAUCCCGAAAACUUCGUAAUUAUUUUGAAAAUCUGAUGAAGAUAAGUACUAUACAAAAAGUGUCAACAUCGGGCAGAAGUGAGGUCAAGGAUCUUGUAGAGGAACUAAAUGGUGCCAUCGGUACCAUUAAUCAGAGGUAUGACUCUCUUUCGACAGCAUCAUUAGUAGUUACUACAAAUGCAUUCGCCUCUGCUGUUAACACUGCAGCAGGGGCCAUCAAUAGACUCGGCACAAUAAUAAAACAGGAGUUCACUCAGGCGAAGCAAACGAUCGAUGACACCAAAGACAACAAAGAGUUGUUAACAGCUGUCGACGAACUCAAAAAUCUUCAGUUGCUGCAAAACUCUAUAUACGGCGAGAGAGGAACAGCCGAUGCACCUAAAACAGGAUCGCUCGCCAAACUGAUCGAGGAGUUGAGUACUGCAAUCGGCACUACUUCAGGUGACGAUGGCGGCAAACUUAACAAAGCGAUUGGCGCAUUUGAGACGUCUGCUAAACAACAAAUCAUUGAUGCUGCGACCAGCGCAAUAGAAAAGGCUGCAGCUCAAGUGACUGCAGAAAUGCAGAAAUUUAGGGAAGAAGACGGUGGCGUAUUUAGUAAGACUGAGUUGGGCAAAAAAGUUGCAGUUUUAAAAACACAUAUCAAAACACUCGAGGGAUUCAUAAAGGAGAAAACACAAGGUACGCUUCACUUAAAGCUGAAUGAAAUUCAAAAAGAUCUUGAUAUGCUCGAUAAGCUAAAAAUAGAAGACACAAACGAAGAACAUGAUGGUGGAAUUAACAAAAUGAAAAAAGCAGCAGAUAAGAAAAUGCAAGAGUUGUAUAAUGAGAUAUUUGAUAAAGUAAAUGCUGUUUUUAACACGCUAAAUGACGCCGAUAGAAAUCUAACACAUACCAUCGAUAUUGUCAGUGAAGGAGUUCACAGUGCGUAUGCGGCGUCAACUAAAUCUGUAGAAAAUAUAAAGGAAUACUUGCUUAGUGUCACAAGUCAAGCUUUCGACACCGUAACGUCUGCCGUCCGAAUAUUGUUCUCCGAACAACACGUCGCCGACCUUGGAGGUCUUAAGACGUUGGUGGAUGGUCAAUUAAGAAAAAUGGAACAAAUAAUUCAGAAAGAUAGAAGAACAGCAAUUAAAGGCCUGUUGCAAAAUCUAAAUGGCCGCACGUAUAUUGUUAAAGCAGGUAAAUAUCCGAGGUUUGAGAUGCCUUCCGGUACGUCUAUGCUGGAUGCAAUCAUACAGGUCGCGCAGUCCUCGACGUCGACGCUAAAUGGCGAAGCAUAUCUUCAGCAAUUCCGACAAUUAUCGGAGAAAUUCCACGCCUACUAUAAUAACGUUGACAUUUAUGUCGACAACCAAGUUAAAGAUCCAACCUCCCCCCCGCCCACCGACCAAACCACCGACCCAGCCACCCAGCUAACCAAAAUCAAAACUGACUUCGA
Babesia bigemina is the source of this 2720-nucleotide messenger RNA. RefSeq lists its product as hypothetical. The record is from RefSeq and is a predicted model, not a curated record. Lineage: Eukaryota; Apicomplexa; Aconoidasida; Piroplasmida; Babesiidae. The annotation marks the transcript as partial. The transcript has a single exon.